This is a messenger RNA of Yarrowia lipolytica CLIB122, 1596 nucleotides long. RefSeq lists its product as uncharacterized. Gene Ontology annotation, cellular component: SBF transcription complex; MBF transcription complex. Gene Ontology annotation, molecular function: transcription regulator activity; DNA binding. NCBI's taxonomy places the organism in Eukaryota, Fungi, Ascomycota, Dipodascomycetes, Dipodascales. The record is from RefSeq and is a predicted model, not a curated record.
AUGACAACUCAAGAACCCGGCUUUCUGGCCACCUCUUCGGUGUCGCCAGCCAACCGCGAAUUCCCAGUCUAUGCUGUUAACUGGCCCAUUUACACAAUCCCAUCAUGUCUCAUCAUUCCCAAUGAUCAAAAGGAGCUGGUUCCUAGCCCCGAGUCCAUCUCCAAAAAGCGAUACGCCACUUCUGUCGACGAGCGGAACUACCUUACCGUCUACGAGUACCAGAUCAACAACCAGUGGAUCAUCUGGGACUACCACACUGGAUACGUGCAUCUCACUGGCCUCUGGAAGGCUAUUGGAAACUCCAAGGCAGACAUUGUCAAGCUAAUUGACAACUCACCGGAUUUGGAAGCCGUCAUCCGUCGAGUGAGAGGAGGAUACCUCAAGAUCCAGGGAACAUGGGUGCCCUACGACAUUGCGCGAGCGCUGGCCAGCCGAACCUGCUACUUCAUUCGGUUCGCUCUAAUUCCUCUGUUUGGACAGGACUUCCCCGGCACUUGUCUCAAACCCCAUGAGCCUGGCUUCGGCUACCUUCAGAUGCAUUUCAACUCCACGAAAAAGAGAAGAAAGAGCAACGCCAAAGCCCAGCAACAAGGACUCGCCCACGCAACCUCGCCCACACAGCACAGUCACCCCACGUCGCCAUCGCACAGUCCCCACAGCCAUAUGAUACACUCCCAGAGUGUACCCCAUAUGGCCCAGCACCACAUGUCGCUGCAACAACAUGUCGCACAUUCACAACAGCAGCAGCAGCAUCAGCAUCACAUGAAUCAUCAGCAGCACCACAUGGUUCACUCCCAUCAUGUGAGCCAUCCCCAUCACAUUCAGCCCAUGCAAAGCCCGCGCUACUACCCCAUCCAGCCGGCCCAGCAACAGAAUCAGGCGCAACAAUCUCGACUUUCACAGUCGGCCCCAGCUCACGUGUCGUACGCAGGCAGCCAUAGCAACGUAACGCCCGUGCCUAUCUCGCCGGCUCCCGCUGCUUCUGCCAGCAACCCCUACUACCACGUGACACCUCCGUCGCCCCAUUCACAGGCUGUGCUUCUGCCCCGCAUCUCGUCUAUGCCAAGUCCUCCUCAGCUGCCCCACGCGACUCGAAAGUACUCCAACUCCAAGACUCGGCCCAUUCUCAUCCGACCCAACUCGGAUGAUUGCGCGGUGAAGACAGAGGGUGAUGAAGAGAUGCUGAGCCAGCAACACACGCCUCCUUAUACCACGUAUGUGAGCCGACGGCCCUCACUUGGAGGCAUCGCAAAGCCUGGAAAUGCGGUGCGGCCUCGACGCAAGUCGCGUCUUUCGUACGACGAGUCGCAGACCAGUUUAUUGAGCGCUGCUCUGAGAAGUUCCAGUUCAGUGUCGGGGUCUGCGGUCACUUGCUCGUCGUCAGAGUCUGAGCAGGAUGACGAUGAGUACUACCGCAACUUCUUUGCUCGAAGGCAGUCCAUCUCCGAAUAUAAUCCCGCCAAUCCUCCCAAGCAGGAGAGUCCUGAGGAGAUCAUGGAGGUGCUGCAGGCCAUUCGUUCGUUGCAGCAGCUCAGCACUGGCGGUGGGAAGCCUGGAGAAAAGAAAGUGAUGGACAUCAACUCAGUGUUGAGUUAA